Messenger RNA from Cyclopterus lumpus (lumpfish), 4344 nucleotides. RefSeq names its product CAP-Gly domain-containing linker protein 4-like. The coding region runs from base 492 to 2615 and encodes 707 amino acids. Gene Ontology annotation, cellular component: nucleus; microtubule plus-end; cytoplasm. Gene Ontology annotation, molecular function: microtubule plus-end binding. The transcript has 15 exons. Lineage: Eukaryota; Metazoa; Chordata; Actinopteri; Perciformes; Cyclopteridae. Gene Ontology annotation, biological process: cytoplasmic microtubule organization. The record is from RefSeq and is a predicted model, not a curated record.
CAGGCUCUGAGAAGAGAGCGGAGGUCAGACCUUUGUGUGUUGGACCUGGUCCCAGUCGUGUUCCUGCUGGUUCAAGUAUCAACUCAAUGAUUCAGCUAAAAACAUCCCGACUCUCUGCAGACUGUAACAAAAACCUCCAGUCUAACCGUUUGUCUACAUGCAGAUACACAGGCCUGGACGGGGUCUUCUGUUCAGACCUCCGCCUCAUCUAUGAGCUCACGCUGUGGAGGUGUUGUGUGACGAUUCAUUACCAUAGCCAAGUCUACGAUCCACUUCUCCACGGUGAGGAGCCUCCAGCCCCCGACGAACCUGAGCACGACUCGUCAAGGCAAUAACACGCAAAACCACAAACACCUUUCUUUGACUCUGGAAGAAGUGCUGAAAGGAUACAGCAAGGCGUAGAUGAGGCUCUGCCGCAGGCUGCCGUUGUAGUGGAGCAUCAGCAGCAGAAGGAUGGCGUCUGGGAACACAAGGCAGGCCCCGAGGGGGAGAUGACAAAGGAGGAUGUUCCGGAGCCCAUUGAGGGAGACACCGUGCUGGGCUGGGCCUCAUCCCACCAGCGGUCGGUCAUCCACCAGGUGGCCUCUGCCCCGAUGCCCAGCGACUGUGAGUUCUCCUUCUUUGACCCCAGCGAGCCGCAGUGCAAGGAGGUUCUUCUGGAUCUCAGCACCACCAUACCAGAGCUGUUCGCUGUCAUCCGGCAGUGGGUGCCUCAGGUUCAGAAGAACAUUGACCUCAUCGGCAAUGAGAUCCUGAAGAGAGGCUGCGGCGUGAAUGACCGGGACGGUCUGACCGACAUGAGCCUCCUGCACUACUGCUGCAAGGCCGGGGCCCCGGGCAUCGGCGACGCAGAGACGUCUGUCGGCUUUGCCCGCCAGCUGCUUGCCCUGGGCGCAGAUCCCAACCUCCGCUCGCGCUGGACCAACAUGAGGGCCCUGCACUACGCCGCGUACUUUGACGUGCCCCAGCUUAUCCGGAUCGUGUUGCAGGCCUCGCAGCCUGGAGAGGUCGAUGCCACCUGCAGUGACUUUGACUUCGGCACCGCCCUGCACAUUGCUGCGUCCAACCUGUGCAUAUCAGCUGUCACAUGUCUCUUGGAGCUGGGAGCCAACCCUGCCUUUAGAAACGUAAAAGGGCAGUGCCCAGCAGACGUGGUGCCUGACCCCUUCGACAUGCCCUUGGAGAUGGCGGAUGCAGCCGCUGUGGCCAAGGAGCUCCAGGCUUUGCUGAGGCAGGCUUUACCCAGAUCCAGCUCUCCUCUGCCCCUCACACUGCAAGCCCAGGCCCUCCCUGUCCUCUCCGACAAGGCCAGGAUACAGCUUGCCGCCAUGGGGAUCCGACUGGGGGACCGCGUGGUAAUAGCUGGACAGAAGGUUGGAAGCCUGCGUUUCUGUGGUAGCACUGAGUUCUCUGGAGGCCUCUGGGCCGGAGUGGAGCUGGACAAACCGGAGGGGAAGAACGCCGGCUCGGUAGCGGGGGUUCAGUAUUUCACCUGUGGACUCAAACAUGGAAUCUUUGCUCCCCUCUCAAAGAUAAGCAAACCUUUGCAGAGACUUAAAACCAGCACCAGGAAGACGUCGACGCCCGUGCGGCCCCCUCGUCGCAUCGACGCGUCCCGUUUCAACUCCAAGAUGAACACGGGUGUCCUCUCGCGCUCGCUCUCCUCUUCGUCCUCCUCCCUGGACUCUCGGCAUGCGCCGGGCGCCCGUCCCCGUCCGCUGCCAAGGCAGCGGCUUCCCGCCAGGCAGCGACGGGAGCGCACUUCUCUCAGUCCCAUGGCCACGCCCUCGCCGGCCCUCCGCCUUUCUCCCAACACGACUGCGCUGACGGCUGCAGGUCUUCGAAGCCGAACCCCUUCAGCUAGUAGCUCUGUGUGCGGGGGCCCUGAGGUGCGCCUGGGGGAGAGGGUGCUGGUGGUGGGCCAGAGAACGGGUGUAGUCCAGUUCUGUGGAAAGACCAGCUUUGCUCCAGGGCUCUGGUUGGGGAUCGAACUGGACAAGCCAAGUGGAAAGAAUGACGGAUCAGUGGGAGGCGUGCGGUAUUUCCGUUGCUCGCCUAAACACGGCGUGUUUGCUCCCUCGUCUCGUGUUCAAAGGAUCCAUGGAUCGGUUGAUUGCCUUUCGGAGCUCUCCUCCUCGCGCCUCACUCAUCCUUUCAGCGGGACAAUCCGUCGCAGUUUCAGCACAUCGUCGGCCAUCGCCUCCACAAAGGAGAUGAGCAGCAGCAGAAGAAGUCCUGUUACCAGAAGAAGUCGUUCCAACCCUCACCGGCGGCGGUGGAGCGCCCUCAGCGGAGGUAUCGUCGGUGCUCCCGGGAGCGCAGCAGGGUCCAGCCCCUCGCCUGGCUCUGACGGACAGGUCUGUCUCCACGUGGGCAUGCAGGUCCUGCUCAGCAGCGCCAAUGACAUGGCGUUCAUCCGCUACCUGGGCACGGCGGACUUCGCCCCGGGCCUUUGGCUGGGCCUGGAGCUCCGAAGCCCCAAGGGCAAGAACGACGGCUCCGUGGGCGGCCGCCGUUACUUCGCCUGUCGACCAGGCCACGGUGUGCUAGUCCGCCCCAGCCGCGUCACCUACCGGGGCAUCAACGGUUCCCACUUGGUGAAUGACAACGGCUAAGGAACCCGGGUGGGCGGGACUUGGGAGGGACAUGUGAGAUGCUUCGAUUUUCUGUUUGUUCUGUUUUUUCAGUCUCAUUCUUCUUUGCACUGUGCAUUGUGUUUUCUCUGAGUUAAAGUAAUAUAUCCACCUAUUAAUAGUUCAAAUUAUUAUUUUUUUUAAAUGUCUGAGGCAAAGAAAGCACUUUAUAGAAUAAACUUUAAAUUCUUAUUAAAACUUGUCUUGGCAGCAUACAGGUGGGAAAAAAGAGUAUAUAAGACACUACUUUUAAUCUGAUUGCACUAAGAAACAAUAUGCAUCAAUAUGAUGGAUCAGAAUACGAUAACCUGGAUGGUAUGGAUGUGCACACGAGAAACAGUUUCUAAUACCCAAAGCUAAUCACAUCCAGUAGAGAUUUGUAUCAGAUCAUUUAGGUGGUCAUGUGGCCUACUAUCUAACCAAAAGUGUGCAUGUGAUUGUGCUCGCCCGCGUGUGCAUGUGUGUAUUAAUUAAGAGCAUUUUGAAACCAGAGGAAUGGGUUGAUUCUUCCAGGGUCGGUGUACGGCUCACAGAUAAUUGAAGUCGAAACUGUAUUUUCACUUUAUGAUUAGGCAGAAAUUUAAUUAAGCCGAGACCGCCGUCAACCUCAAUCACGGCGUUGAGAGAAGUCGUCCUUCUGCGUACAGCAGCCUCUGCCACAGACUGUCCAUGAACCCCAAAAGGAGUCUGACUCACGGGAUGCAGGCGGUGCCAUUGGCCGCCCGUUCUCCUCCCGAUCCGCUAUCUGCUUUGCAAGAAUGAGAAUGUGUGGAGCCAGAACCUUCUUGAGCGCUGACCCAGCCACGGGCACCGGCUUCUCCUAUGGCUGUGGCCAGACCACUGACAUAGUUGAGGCAGUGAUGACAUUCAGAUACAGUGUCACAGACACGCGUUGAAGUUAUGAGGAUUCAAACAUCUUUGCUUCUGACUGAGGGUCAGACCAGAGCUGUCAUAACGGGUAUUUUUACUACCUGAAUUUUGGAAAAAUCCAAAUGCGUGUAAUACCAGACCAGACAGUAUGUAUCAGUUCAGGUGGUAUCAAUACAUUUGUUGAGGACCACGUUUCAAAGCAGUGGUAAUUGUAUUUGAUGCUUAAUUUGACACGGGGAACAUGCAGUCAUCCCGAAGUUUCAAGGGUCUAGUUUGCCGAGAGCAGGCCAUCGGUCCUGCAUGGGGAAGAAGAGAAACAACUAAACAGACCCACUUCAGCAAAACACUUGUGUACCAUCCAAUUAAGGUGUCGGCCACAACGAGCCGUAGAAUCUCCAACGGCCUCCUCUCAUUGAUCUGACCGGUCAGUGUGAUUGAAAAGCAGCGGUGGUCGGAGCCCAAGGCUUUCUGAGAUAUCUGCCACAGAUCGAACAGAUUUUCAAAAGUGCAGUCUUUCCGAAUCCCAAUCCAAAACAUUCCUACUUAAAAAGAGAAUAUCUCUUCUCAUUUGCAUUCAGUCCGUCUGCGUGAUAAUUUCUGCGAUAUUUGUGCCACAUUUCAAAUCUCAUCAUCGGAUAAACUUAACUUGUGUUGGUGUAUCCGCGAUCCCCCGAUGUAUUGCAGCAUGUGUGGUUUCAAAUUCCACUGAUGGGUAUGAACGUCUUUUGGCGCUGUGUUCUUGUGGGUUAUGGAUGAAGUUUUUAGUUUUUCAUGAAAUCCCUGAAAUGUAUAUUUGAAGUACGCGUGUGCGAGAAAGGGAUUUAGUCUGAUGCAUUUACGU